Eutrema salsugineum is the source of this 1323-nucleotide messenger RNA. Its product is annotated as protein CROWDED NUCLEI 2. The record is from RefSeq and is a predicted model, not a curated record. Lineage: Eukaryota; Viridiplantae; Streptophyta; Magnoliopsida; Brassicales; Brassicaceae.
ACGAAAAUGGAGUUGCUCAAGUUGUCAAAAUUCAAAUUGCAGCUUCAGUCAAUGAUCGGAGAAGUGCGAGAUCUGCGUGUAAGAAGAAAGAGGUUAUACAUCUAUGGAUUGAGUAGUUUUCGCUCCCCCCUCCCAGUUUCUCUCUUCUUCUUCCACUUUACUACCGGCGAUUUUGCAGGAAAGGGAGCGAUCAGUCACAGAUCACAUCAAUCUUGUCAAUCAGGUUCUUCAUUCAUUAAACAUAAGCAAACGGAGGAAGAAUACAGCAGGAAAGUGCAGGAGUUACAAGCUGAUUUAGCUUCUUCUAUAGAAACACAGGAGGCGCUCGAGAGGAAGGUGAGUUACCUCCAGAACGACUAUAGUUUGCUGGAAAUCAAGCAGAACGAAUUGAAGACUACUAUCCAAAACCUGCUUCAAUCACGAGAAAGUUUCUUAAACUCUUACCAGGAGUCUUUUUGUGAAAUGAAAUGUUCAAUUGAAGCCAGGGAUAGGAAGAUUGCCAUCCUACACCAGAAGAUCACCUCUCAUUUAGCAUUGUUUGAUUCAAUUGAGAAAGAGGCAACGGCAAUUAAAUAUGUCAUACACGAAGUUCAGGGCCUUGUGGAUCAAAAAGAAGAUGUAGUGGCUGGCUUGAAAGAGAAAAUGGACCACGUCUCUACAUAUGAAAAAGUGUUUAUCGAGAAAAUCAGCACUUUAGAAAAGAAAAUAGAAUAUCAGGAAACAGAAUUGCAGAGCAAGGAGAAUAGAAUAUCAGAGCUUUCCGCUCAGCUUGAAGCAGCAAAGCUUAAAAAUGAAGAUCAGCUUCAAGUCGAAGAGAUUCAGAAAACUUUGAAGGUCAAAGAUUCAGUUGUAGAGAACUUGAUUUCUGAGAAAGAGGCAUUGAAUUCUGAAGUGAGGAGUUUAGAAAUGAUUUUACAGCGGAUUCAGGAAUCUGUCACUCUUAUGACCGAAGAGGACAGAAGGGUGUUCAAAUCAAUAUUGACAUUCGAACAAGGUGCCGAUGAAAGAAACAAAAAUUUCAGGUACAAUGAUACAGUUGACAAAAUGGAGGAACUUGCAAGUGAAGAUCCUAUGAUGGGUUCCCAAGAAAAUUCAGUAAACGUUAUAUCAUCAGGGUCUCCCCGGUGUCAUGACCAAAACACAGACUGCAGUUUGAUACAGGACCCUGAUCAUAAACUGGAUUCUGUUCAAUAUCUUUAUCAUAACACUGACAGUGGCCAUUGGCAGAGUACUAAUAAUAACCUCGACCACUCUGAGACCAAGGACAAGUGCAAAGAGUUGAUGAACCAGCCUGAUUCAGAGUGCUCAACUAAUCGCGUUUAA